Molecule: messenger RNA, 2692 nt
Organism: Hypomesus transpacificus
Lineage: Eukaryota; Metazoa; Chordata; Actinopteri; Osmeriformes; Osmeridae
Gene: abi2a
Product: abl-interactor 2a
Exons: 11
Coding region: 303-1775 (490 amino acids)
Cellular component (GO): lamellipodium
Molecular function (GO): SH3 domain binding
Source: RefSeq, a predicted model, not a curated record
CGGGGGAAGUUGUAGGAUACGAAACAUUCUGGCAUGGGGAGAGACAAAUGGUGUGGGCCAAGAGUUAUGUUCUUCCAUACUUUAUCACAAAUGGAAAUGUACACUUCUUAAAAGUAUUGUUUCAACAGAGAAUGAUUUGAAGAGCUCGAACACAAAGGCGACGAACAAUCCCAUUCCUGCAUUUACUAAACAGAGUAGUGUUUUUGAAGAGGGGAGGAAGUUGCUCUCCCUCACUCUAGUUUCCUGCGCAAAGGGAGCAGUGUUCGCUCGUGCACCAUAGUACUGUAGUAAAAGAUGUAAAGAUGGCGGAGCUACAAAUGCUUUUGGAGGAAGAAAUUCCAGCGGGUCGAAGAGCUUUACUUGAUAGUUUCACAAAUCUCGAAAGGGUUGCUGAAUACUGCGAAAGCAAUUAUGUUCAGUGUCCAGACAAGCAGCGUGCCCUGGAGGAGACCAAGAACUACACCACCCAGUCUCUGGCCAGCGUGGCCUACCUGAUCAACACUCUAGCCAACAACGUGCUGCAGAUGCUGGACAUCCAGGCCUCGCAGCUCCGACGCAUGGAGUCCUCCAUCAACCACAUCUCACAGACGGUGGAUAUUCAUAAAGAGAAGGUGGCGAGGCGGGAGAUUGGUAUCCUGACUACCAAUAAGAACACUGCCCGCACCCACAAAAUCAUUGCGCCAGCCAAUCCGGAGAGACCAGUGCGCUACAUACGCAAGCCUAUUGACUACAAUGUUCUGGACGACACCGGCCAUGGAGUCAAGUGGUUACUAAGGUUCAAGGUCAGCAGUCAGAACAUGAAGAUGGGCGGGGCUCUCCCUCGCACCACCCCUCCCACUCAGAAGCCCCCCAGCCCCCCUAUGGCGGGCAAGGGCACCUUAGGGAGACACUCCCCCUACAGGACGCUGGAGCCAGUGCGCCCGCCUGUCGUCCCUAACGACUACGUUCCCAGCCCCACGCGCAACAUGGCUGUUGCCCAGCAACCCAGCCCCGCACGCACGGCCACCCUUAACCAGAGGACUCGCACGUACAGCAGUGGAAGCAGUGGGGGCAGCCACCCCAGCAGCAGUCGAAGCAGCAGUCGAGAGAACAGCGGGAGUGGCAGCGUGGGGGUGCCCAUCGCCGUGCCGACGCCCUCGCCACCCGGAGCCUUCCCAGGUGGCAUGGUUCCCCAGUUCUACAGCAUGAACCGACCUGUCCCCAGACAGACCUCCCCCCCAGUGGGGGGGUCUCUGCCCUAUCGCCGGCCCCCCUCAGUGACAGGCCAGCCCAUCCUCCCUCAGAGCCAGGUCCAGAGCCCCAGCCAGCCCAACGGAGGGCCUUACUACAACCAGAGCCCAGGCUCGGUGGCCCCCCCGCCCCCUUCCAUCCUGCAGAUCACCCCCCAGCUCCCUCUGAUGGGCUUCGUGGCUCGGGUUCAGGAGACCAUCUCCGACGCGCCCCCUCCGCCCCCCCCAGCAGAGGAGCCGGUGUUUGAGGAGGUGGAGCCCCUGCCCCCUCCAGAGGGCUACGAGGAGGAGGACUCAGCCAUGGUGGAGUACAGCGACCCCUAUGCUGAGGAGGACCCCCCCUGGGCCCCACGCACCUACCUGGAGAAAGUGGUGGCCAUCUACGACUACGCCCGGGACAAGGAGGACGAGCUGUCCUUCCAGGAGGGCGCCAUCAUCUACGUGAUCAAGAAGAACGACGACGGCUGGUACGAGGGCACGAUGAACAACACCACCGGCCUGUUCCCUGGCAACUACGUCGAGUCCAUCAUGCACUAUGCAGAGUGAAGCCCCGCCCCUGUCUCCUCCCCCCAGGCUCCCUCCCACAGCCUUGUGGUGUGGUAGAUGGACUUGGCGUCAAUGGGAUUGAUGUGAAUUGUGUACAUGCAUGGGGGGGGGGGGGGGGACGACGACGCUGCAGAAGGACUCUUGAAUUGGUGGGAACAACAAGAGGAGAAGAAGAGACAAGACCCUGUUGCUGUGGUUUCCUGUCACCACUGAAGGUGACAUGGUGGUACAGAACUACACUAUUAAAAGUCAAAAAACAUGUCCUAAAAACUACAAUAACAAUCAUUUGUGUAAGCCCAGAUGACGGACCCGGUUGUAGCGCUGUGUUUCCUGUGUUGUGAGCGUGCUGCUGACGGGUCGUGCUGAUGGUCCUCCUGUCCUGACUAAAGCUGGUCUCUCUGGUCACACUUUCAACUAUUCUGUUCUUUGAUUCUGGCCUGAAGUCAUGUGGGGAGGGGAGGGCUCCUCAGAGCCCUGUGCUGUUGGUUUCUCGUUCUGUAGGACAGACACUACGAUUACCGACACACUACAACACGGUGUCUGCAGUAGCCUUCCCGCUGCCCACCAACCUUCAGCAGUUCAGCCCAAACGUAUUGAACUGUUCAGGUUAUAUGACUCUUAACCAUUUAUUAUAGUACAUUUUUUGGUAUGUGUCUUUUUCUUUUCUCACUGGCUCUGAAUAUUCUGUACUAGUGGACCUAACCAGAUUGCCUAGUGGACUAUGAAGAUGUUGUAUACUGUAUGUAUGUGCUUCUUUGACUGCAUGCUCUCUAAAACAGACCUACCGGUUUAUUUUUCUUUUGCUUUAAUUUCACCAACUUGCUUUACUAAACGUUUUACCAUCUAGAGAAGAUGUUGUUUUUAUAAGUGGUUAUUGGUUGUUAUAUCAUUUUAAUACAGUUUCACUCGAACUCUCA